AGGGAUUGCGGGGCGAGGCCGGAGGCCGGAAUCAGCAAUGGCUACUACACAAUCAAUUUUCUUAUUUGCACUCUGCAUUUUAAUGAUAACAGAAAUAAUACUGGCCACGGAGAGUUAUUAUGAUAUUCUAGGAGUUCCGAAAAGUGCAUCUGAGCGCCAGAUUAAAAAAGCAUUUCAUAAACUAGCAAUGAAAUAUCAUCCAGACAAAAAUAAAAGCCCUGGAGCAGAAGCAAAAUUCCGAGAAAUUGCAGAAGCAUAUGAAGUUUUAUCUGAUGAAAAUAAACGUAGAGAAUAUGACCAGUUUGGAAAUACAGAUGGACGACGGAUGAAUGGAAACCCCUUUCAGCACUCAUUUAACUUUGACUUUGAUCGCUUCCUUAAAGACUUUGAUUUCUUUGGUGAAAACUCCAAUGCAAAGAAAGAUUUUGAAAAUCAUUUUCAUAGUCAACAGGAGGCUGAGAGCAGACAAAGACAUGCUUUUCCAGAAUUUAAAUUUGGAGGGGGACUGUUUGAUGACAUGUUUGAAGAUAUGGAAAAGAUGUUUUCAUUUAAUGGGUUUGAUAACACACAGCGGCAAACAGUGCAGACUGGAAACAAAUUCCAUGGCUCUAGUAAACACUGCAGAACUGUGACACAGCGCCGAGGAAACAUGGUGACCACAUUCACGGAUUGUUCUGGACAAUAGUUACUUUGCAGUUCCUUUUGAUGUAUGCUGUAAUUUCCUUUUGGCUCUAUUCUUUGCUGCUGAAGCACAGAGGUUCUGCAAACCAUGAAUUUGUAGUUUAAUCACUUUAAGUGCUGAAAAUAUGUUGUAGCUAAACUGAUAAAUAUUACAAGUGCAACAAAACAAGAUGGAAUGACUACCUUAUUCCUUCAGCUGCAUAGAAUGUGCAUGUGGAGAAAAUUUCCAUAUGACAGUGUUAGAUUGUAAUAACAGAAGCAAGGUAACCGAAUUACCUCACUGUUCACUUUAUAUUUUACAUUCAGCGAAGUGUUGUAUACUAGAUAAUAUUGUCAGGCUUCUAUUUCUAGAAGUGUUAACUGGUGAGUGCUGGCGUGAUUCUGUUCUUUAUUAGCACAGAAUUUACUAUGUAAUUCUGUGUUACAUUGACAGUAAUGACUUACAAAUACAGUAAUAUAUUUAAAUACGGUAUAUUUUGAAUGGCAUGAUUUGAUUUAACAAAACUGACAUUUUGUACAGGUUUGUACACAAACAUGUAUUUAAAAUGUGUAUAUAAAUAUACUCCUGAAAACCUUUAACCU
Notechis scutatus (mainland tiger snake) is the source of this 1263-nucleotide messenger RNA. RefSeq names its product DnaJ heat shock protein family (Hsp40) member B9 (gene DNAJB9). The record is from RefSeq and is a predicted model, not a curated record. Gene Ontology annotation, biological process: ERAD pathway. Gene Ontology annotation, cellular component: endoplasmic reticulum. Gene Ontology annotation, molecular function: protein-folding chaperone binding; misfolded protein binding. NCBI's taxonomy places the organism in Eukaryota, Metazoa, Chordata, Lepidosauria, Squamata, Elapidae.